Messenger RNA from Acanthosepion pharaonis, 876 nucleotides. Lineage: Eukaryota; Metazoa; Mollusca; Cephalopoda; Sepiida; Sepiidae. The record is from the annotation of a GenBank genome assembly.
AUGAUUGGUGAAAAUGACCAUAUGGUUUUUAAUUGGGCAAAAGUUAUCAAAUGCACCUUUCAUUAUCUAUCCAUCCAUCAUGUCAACUUCUAUACAUCAGUCUGUCUGUUUUUUUUUGUCUCUGUCUGUCCUUGCGUCUGUCUGUUUUUCGUCUCUGCCUCUCUUUGCGUCCGUCUGUUUUCUGUCUCUGUCUUUGCGUCUGUCCGUUUUUCGUCUCUGUCUGUUUUUGCGUCUGUCCGUUGUUGUUUCUGUCUGUCUUUGCGUCCGUCCGUCCGUCUUUCGUCUCUGUCUGUCUUUGCGUCUGUCCGUCUUUCGUCUCUGUCUGUCUUUGCGUCUGUCCGUUUUUCGUCUCUGUCUGUCUUUGCGUCUGUCCGUUUUUCGUCUCUGUCUGUCUUUGCGUCUGUCCGUUUUUCGUCUCUGUCUGUCUUUGCGUCUGUCCGUUUUUCGUCUCUGUCUGUCUUUGCGUCCGUCCGUCUUUCGUCUCUGUCUGUCUUUGCGUCUGUCCGUUUUUCGUCUGUGUCUUUGUGUCCAUCCGUUUUUCGUCUCUGUCUGUCUUUGCGUCCGUCCGUUUUUCGUCUCUGUCUGUCUUUGCGUCUGUCCGUUUUUCGUCUCUGUCUGUCUUUGCGUCCGUCCGUUUUUCGUCUCUGUCUGUCUUUGCGUCCGUCUGUUUUUCUUUGUCUCUCUGUAUGGCCAUCUUUGUGUCACUGCCUUUGCGUCUGUCGGUUUUUAUCUCUGUCUUUGGGUGUCUGUCUUUGCGUCUGUCUGUCUUUAAUUGUUUAUCUGUAUUUGCGUCUCUAUCUACUUUCUCUGUUUUUCUCUCUCUCUCUUUCUACUCAACUGUCUUCACCACUUUUCGUUGUCAGUCUGUCUUUAUGA